AUGAUCAGGAAAAAAACUAGAAGAUCCGACGGUUCGUCGAAGAGGAAGAAGAAGAAGAAAAAGAAGAACCGCGUCGUAUCUUCCCACCAACAGCAGCAGAAACAGAAGAAGAAGAAGAAGAAGAAGAAGCAGAUAUUUCCAGUUCCACGACUAAUACGCCUUGGAUCCAGGCCAAACUUGGUUUUAUGAUGAUGCUAAUUCUGGUUGUUUACAGUAAUCCUUGAGUUGGUUUGGGAGCUUGGAUACGGUUACCAUAUAAAAAAAUAUUUAAAAUCGAAGGUUCUUUGUUUUUUUGGAGGGCAAUUUUUCCUCGAUUUCUGGGUGGCAAAUCAAAAAGUUCGCUCAAAUUUUCCAUUGAAAACUUGAAAAAAAUCCACCGAUUUCAAUACAAUUUCCCUCCACAGAACCGAAAACAAGUCUUUAAACACAGCCUAAAAAAAUCAAAAAAACCCAUGGCUCCUCAAGAAUUUUUAACGAUUAUUGAAAUCUAGAAACUCAACUUUGGCGUUAGUUUUAAGUAUAUUUUUAAUAAUAUCAAUAAACCUCAAUUUGAAACAAAAAAAUUCCUAAAUUUUUCGGCUCUUUUUUUGCUCCUACAGUUUACAAGCUUCCGAUACCAAUCGUGAUUUUUAAGCGAAAUUUUGAUUAGAGCGCUAUUUCUGCAGGAAAAUUAUACAUAAAACUCUAAAAAAAACUUUAGAAAUAAUAAAAAGUUCGGGUCUUUCGGAAAAAUUCAUCUGGGUUAUUAAAGGCGCAGAGACGAUUUUUCCAAUCGAUGAAUCGAGGCGAAGAGCUUCUAUUAUCAUUAUUUUAGGACAAAGCUUUCAAAUAAGCCUGCAGCUCAACACAAAAUUCCAAUUUUAAAACAGUCUUAUCUCUAAAAACCGUCAUGAUUUCGCGUCUAAUCUCCGCAUUUGGUACGAAUCUCAUCGGCUCAUUUCAUUCCGGUUCAAUUUUCAAGCCAAUCGAGCCAACCAUCUGUCUGAAAAGGCUCGAAUGUGUGCAACGAGGGCCUGGAAACCAUUUGCGGAAAAACGCCGGCGGCGGCGGCCCAAAGACCCGCGAAAUAGCACUGGAGCGCGUCGAGACGCAGGCAUUUGCAAUGCAAAUUUCCGACGGCCGCCGCCGUCGUUUCUGCAAAAGCCUCACGGACCGCUCGGGGCUCAGAAAAUGA
Messenger RNA from Caenorhabditis auriculariae, 1174 nucleotides. Lineage: Eukaryota; Metazoa; Nematoda; Chromadorea; Rhabditida; Rhabditidae. The record is from the annotation of a GenBank genome assembly.